AUAAUAACUCAUUCCCCCUUAAAAAGCAGACUUGUUUUCAUUUACAUGGUGGAAGUUUUCAUUUGGGUUUCUGUUAAUGUGGCAGUCAAAUUCAGCUGUACUGUGUGCUGGCUGACGAUUUGGGGUUUACUUUGUUGGUUUUGGUAGUCUGGUACUACUCUUCUUUUAACUGGUCAAAAAAGUCUAUCUUCUGCCUGAAAUUAGGGAUGCUUAAUCAGUCAACUGCAAUGCUUGAGUUAGUUGAAAGAUCUUUUCAAAGAUCAUUUCAAUUGUGAAAGAUAUAGACAUAGAAACAUUAUAGAAAUAGAAAGAUAUUCUCUGAAAGGAGAAAUAGUUAACAUAAUCCAAACUCUUAAGUUGAUAACUGUAAACAAGAUUGGUGUUGUUGAUCUGGGGACUUUUAGAAUCUAGGCAGUGUGAUGUGGCUCUGGCAAAACAGGGUGGUUUUUGGGAACCCGAGGCCAGAGACUGUGAGUACUUCUGGUGUUUGUGUGAGAAAGAUGUCGCUCAACCCAAAGGAAACCUCUGAAUGAUGUGAUUUACGAUUAAUGACCCAAGAAAGGGUAACAUAGCUUAAGAACAGAAGUUCUAAAGAAAAAUGAGCAAGGCUGUGAGCAAGAAGAAUGAAUGAAAACAUGACCUGAGAGGGUGUUUACAAAUACAAUGGCAAGAAGCUGGUAUUCCUGGUAUUUUUCUUAUGGAUGCAGUAAUUUUGGAGGAAAAAGCUUCUGGUUCUGAUUGAGAGCUGGGAAAUUGAGACAGGACUUAAACCAGUGAGAUGCAGUGGUGGAGAAAAGUGAAAUUGUGACUCAUUUGGGGCUAUUUCUGCAUUUUCAUCACAGUUGUUCUGAAGCAGUGGAAGAUCAGUGGGUGUUUUGUCAGUGGCAGGCUGGAAUCUGUUGUGAUGACACAGCAGGAGCUCUGGUGAUCAUGAAAAGCUUUUCUAUAGAUAGUAAUGCUUUUGCCAUUGUUCUUUUACAACCACACUCCUUCACAUACCCAGUCAUUCUGCUCUUGACCUACUUGCACUACUGAAAGGUGAAUGGCAGAGCAGCAAACAAUAUCCAAGAACAUAGGGUUAAAAAAAAAGCUUUGUCGCCAGUAUUUGUAUAUCUGUCCUGAAUGACCCCAUUAAGGGAAAUACUAGUGUUUAAAUUCCAACUAAAAUUAUUAUUCUUUCUAUAGUUUUUAGAUCACAAUUUACUUUUCAUGUCCUGUAGUGGAAAAUAUUGUCUUGGUUUCAAGUUCCUCACAUUUCUGUAGCUUAGAAUAAGAAUGAGCAGCCUUUCUCAGCCACAUUUAUCAGCAUGUUAUCCUUUGUCUCAAUAAUGUAAGGAAAGAGGGGUGCGCAUCUGUCCUGCAUGUCUUCUGAGGGGCUGAGAGAAGCACAGGACCAAAACUUAUUUGAGAACUCACAUAUGAUGUGUGUGACUUCUUCUGUCUAUUGGCAUCAUCCAUUUUAUAUACCUUACCUACUAAGAGUGUGAAUCUUGUCUGAUAUUAGCUUAAUUUAACUUUGACAAAUGAACUUAGUAUGCAUGCAAGCAGCCACUUCAAACCUAAUUUUAGGUACAGUGACAGUCUCUUCUGAUGUUACUUCAUGCUGGCUUCUUAACAGUACUAUAUAUAGGUUGCCUUCCAUUAUGACACUCUGCAUUUUGAAUGCAUAAGGAGACUUUCAUAGCGACCAUUGUUGUUUUUACAUCUUCUAUUCAUCUCUAGAACUGCAAUUUCUGUUGACUUCUAAGGUGUGAACAUGAUAUUCAAAAAAAAAAAAAAAAGCCUGCAUUUGUUCCCAUAAGACAAACCACAAACUUCUCCCUCAGCUUUGCUGAGGCUGGAUUCCUCUCUUGCCGUUUUGAACUUCUCAAGCAAUAAGAGAUUUUCAGGUAUUCUUCUUCCCUUAAUUUGAACUUGAAGCACAGCUCUUUGUCAUUUAGCAGUGAGACUUCUUUUCCCAACUUUUCUAGAAAAUAAGAAUGAAAAGUCUCUUCAACAGAUGACUGCAACAAAGUUAUUUCUAUCUAUUAACUGUGUGCAGCCUGGCCUUAAACCUGUGCACAUGUUCUCUAACAAAAUGCAUGUUCACAGAUUUGUGCAGGUCACAAAGAUGUUGUGUGUUUUAAAACUCCCUGAUGUCAUCAUGAUCAACUGAAUUAUGUUGGAAAAUCCUACUCUUUGCAUCUGCAAAGAGAAACCACUUCUCGAGCCUGAUAGCGCGUAUCAAGGGGGAGUGUUCUUCCUCACAGUGCACUUUCCAACAGACUAUCCUUUCAAACCCCCAAAGAUUGCUUUUACAACAAAAAUAUACCAUCCAAACAUAAACAGUAAUGGGAGUAUUUGUCUUGAUAUCCUGAGGUCACAAUGGUCACCAGCUCUGACUGUAUCUAAAGUUUUAUUGUCCAUAUGCUCCUUGCUUUGUGAUCCUAAUCCAGAUGAUCCUUUAGUACCGGAUAUUGCACAGAUCUACAAGUCAGACAAGGAAAAAUACAACAGACACGCAAGGGAAUGGACUCAGAAAUAUGCAAUGUAAACUUGUGAAGACUUUUUCAUAUACCACAGAGUACUGUAAAUUCUAGUUUUUUCAAACUUAGAAGGAAAUGGAGCACAGUUUACUGUUUCAACCUACCAUUGUGCCCCUUGAAUAUUUUAUUUUUCCACCCAUGUAAGUGUGUUUCUGGAGCAGGGGAAAAGUUCCAAAAAUAACCUUUGGACUGUGACGAGAAUAUUUAUCCUCUUUGUAUGCUUUGCAGAAGACAUUUAUUAUGGUUUUUAAGAGUUGGACAUCUGCAUCUUCAGACUACAAGAUCCUUAUUGCAGUUGUAAAGCAGCCAAAUUAUUUUUGCUGGAGAAAAGUAGCUGUUUUUAAGUGAUGAAUACUGUAUGUGUGUCUUUAAGAUAUAUUGUCUGUUUCAUAAGUGUGUUUGGAUUUCAUUUUGCUAGUUCACUUAUAUAAUUUGUUUUUAAUUGUAUAGACUAAAUAUAUUUUAUUUACGGUGUAAGUCAUUUCAUUUUAGACUGACUCUCGUGCACAGUAUUGACAAGAUACAACUGCUAGUAAUGAAAGUAAUUGGGAUAUCCUGCCCACUGGGAUGCUCUAAAGACUGACUGCAGAUUUCUUAAAACCUAAAAUGAUCUUUGCACUGUAAUUCUUUGUAUGCUGAUUAUGGAGAAACACUUGGGUUUGAUUCUGUUGCAUACUUGACUUAAUUUUAUUGCAAUGUGAACUAAUUGCACUGCUAGGUAGAGAAAUAUGUAACCUUUUUGUUGCGUUUCACGACUGAUUUUUGACAUGUGGGCAACAUAACACUCAGACCUUUUACAGAUCUAAAUGUAGCCUUUUCCAUAUAAAUAAAAUGAAUUUUCUACUAUC
Lagopus muta (rock ptarmigan) is the source of this 3373-nucleotide messenger RNA. It is a transcript of the gene UBE2D1, whose product is annotated as ubiquitin conjugating enzyme E2 D1. Gene Ontology annotation, cellular component: nucleus. The transcript is spliced from 5 exons. Gene Ontology annotation, molecular function: ubiquitin conjugating enzyme activity. Gene Ontology annotation, biological process: protein polyubiquitination; ubiquitin-dependent protein catabolic process. The record is from RefSeq and is a predicted model, not a curated record. Lineage: Eukaryota; Metazoa; Chordata; Aves; Galliformes; Phasianidae. Bases 2159 to 2533 code for a protein of 124 amino acids.